Molecule: messenger RNA, 3324 nt
Organism: Ipomoea triloba (trilobed morning glory)
Lineage: Eukaryota; Viridiplantae; Streptophyta; Magnoliopsida; Solanales; Convolvulaceae
Product: eukaryotic translation initiation factor 3 subunit A-like
Exons: 14
Coding region: 85-3012 (975 amino acids)
Biological process (GO): translation reinitiation; formation of cytoplasmic translation initiation complex
Cellular component (GO): eukaryotic translation initiation factor 3 complex, eIF3m; eukaryotic translation initiation factor 3 complex, eIF3e; multi-eIF complex
Molecular function (GO): mRNA binding; translation initiation factor activity
Source: RefSeq, a predicted model, not a curated record
CCUAUCCUUUCUCUUCCUUCCCUAACUCCGCCGCCAACCGCCGUAUCUACGCCGGUGAUACGUCUUCCUUCUUGAUUCUUCAAAAUGGCUACUUUUGCCAAACCUGAGAAUGCCUUAAAGCGAGCUGAAGAGUUAAUUAAUGUUGGUCAGAAUCAAGAAGCCCUACAGUCUCUUCAUGAUCUUAUCACCUCAAGGAGGUAUAGGGCAUGGCAAAAGACACUUGAGAAAAUAAUGUUUAAGCAUGUAGAGUUGUGUGUUGAAAUGAGAAGAGGAAGGUUUGCCAAGGAUGGUCUAAUUCAAUAUCGAAUUGUCUGCCAGCAAGUCAAUGUUAACUCACUGGAGGAGGUGAUAAAGCAUUUUGUCCAUCUGGCCACUGAGAGAGCUGAAUUGGCACGCAGCCAGACACAGGCUCUAGAGGAAGCUCUGGAUGUGGAUGAUUUGGAAGCAGAUAAAAGGCCUGAAGAUUUGAUGUUGAGUUAUGUUAGUGGGGAGAAAGGAAAAGACAGAUCUGAUCGCGAACUUGUCACUCCCUGGUUUAAAUUCUUGUGGGAGACAUACAGAACUGUGCUGGAAAUCUUGCGAAACAAUUCCAGGCUGGAGGCUCUAUAUGCUAUGAUAGCGCAUCGCGCCUUCCAGUUUUGCAAGCAGUACAAACGUACAACAGAAUUUCGCCGUCUUUGUGAGAUCAUAAGAAACCAUCUAGCAAACCUCAACAAAUAUAGAGAUCAAAGAGACCGCCCUGAUCUGUCUGCUCCAGAAAGUUUGCAGUUGUAUCUGGACACAAGAUUUGAGCAGCUAAAAGUUGCCACUGAGCUUAAUCUAUGGCAGGAAGCUUUUCGGUCAAUUGAAGACAUUUAUGGACUAAUGUGCCUUGUUAAGAAAACCCCUAAACCAUCUUUGUUGGUUGUUUACUACGCCAAGCUUACUGAGAUAUUUUGGAUAUCAUCCAGCCAUCUCUAUCAUGCUUAUGCAUGGCUCAAGCUUUUCUCUAUCCAAAAAAGUUUUAAUAAGAACUUGAGCCAGAAAGAUUUACAGGUUAUAGCAUCAUCUGUCGUUUUAGCAGCACUUUCGGUGCCACCCUAUGAUCGGUUCUAUGGUGCAUCUCAUUCGGAGCUUGAAAAUGAGAAAGAGCGGAGUUUGCGGGUGGCUAAUUUGAUUGCGUUUGAUGUUGAACCAAAAGCUGAGAGCAGAGAAGUGCUUUCCCGAUCAUCACUUCUCUCAGAAUUGGUGUCCAAAGGUGUAAUGACAUGUGUUACACAAGAAGUGAAAGAUCUUUACUAUUUGCUAGAACAUGAGUUUCUUCCUUUGGAUCUAGCAUUGAAAGCACAACCGUUGUUGAACAAAAUCUCAAAGCUUGGGGGUAAACUAUCUUCAGCUUCUAAUGUUCCUGAAGUGCAAUUGUCUCAGUAUGUUCCUGCCUUGGAAAAACAUGUUACUUUGAGGUUGCUGCAGCAGGUAUCUCAGGUGUAUCAGACAAUACAGAUUGACAAUCUAUCAAGAAUGGUCCCUUUUUUUGACUUUGCUGCUGUUGAGAGGAUUUCAGUGGAUGCUGUUAAGCAUAACUUUAUAGCCAUAAAAGUUGAUCAUAUGAAGGGUGCUGUACUCUUUGGCAAACAGAGUAUUGAAGCAGUCGGUCUUCGGGAUCACUUAUCUGCUCUAGCAGAAUCUCUAAGCAAAGCAAGGAUAACGAUCUACCCACCUAUGGCAAAAGCUGCUAAACUUGGGGAGAUGUUAUCAGGUUUGGGAGAAGUAGUUGAGAAGGAACACAGGAGACUUCUUGCCCGGAAGUCAAUAAUUGAGAAGCGCAAGGAAGACCAAGAGCGGUUGCUCUUGGAAAAGGAACGUGAGGAAGAGUCAAAGAGACUAAAACAACAAAAGAUAACUGAAGAGGCUGAGCAGAGAAGGCUUGCUGCUGAGUUUGAGCAGAGAAAGAAUCAAAGAAUUCUAAGGGAAAUUGAGGAGAGAGAACUUGAAGAGGCCCAGGCUUUACUGGAAGAAGCUCAAAAAGGCGUUAAGAAGAAGGGGAAAAAACCAAUUUUAGAGGGAGAAAAAAUAACUAAACAGACUGUUAUGGAAUUGGCUCUGAGUGAGCAAUUGAGAGAGAGGCAAGAGAUGGAGAAAAAACUGCAAAAGCUUGCCAAAACUAUGGAUCAUUUUGAGAGAGCUAAACGAGAAGAGUCAGCACCAGUGAUGCAAGCUGCAUUUGAACAGCAGUUAGCUGCAGAUGCUGCUCUUCAUGAACAGGAGCAACAGCAAGAGGUUGAACUAAGCAAACAAAGACAUACUGGUGAUGUUUUAGAGAAGAGGAGGCUGGGCCGCAUGAUGGAAAAUAAGAAAAUUUUUGAAGCAACGGUUGUCAGUCAUAGAGAGUCUGAACACAAUAGACUGAAACGGGAGAGGCAGGAACGAAUUGACCAGAUUAUCCAGUCACGGAAGCAAGAAAGGGAGGCUAGGAGGAAGAUGAUAUUCUUUUUGAGGGCUGAGGAGGAGCGGCUAAAUAAGUUACGUGAAGAGGAGGAAGCUCGGAAGCAUGAAGAAAUGGAGAGACGUAAGAAAGAAGAAGCUGAGCGCAAGGCCAAACUGGAUGAGAUUGCAGAAAGGCAGCGGCAAAGAGAGCUGGAAUUGGAAGAGAAAGAGAGGAAGAGGAAAGAAGAGCUCUUGGGGAAAUCCACAGCUCUGCCAGCUAGGCCAACUGAGCCUUUAUCACGCCCCCCUGAGACAGGAGCCACUGCUCCAGCAGCUGCAGCAGCAGCUGCUGCUUCGGCACCUACUAAGUAUGUGCCCAAGUUCAAGCGCGGGGGAAUGGCGGAAGGUGCUUCCCAGGCUCCACCCCCUGAAACGGACAAAUGGGGUGGCAACCGUCAAGAUGACCGUCCUUCCGACAGAUGGGGCAGCAGGCCAGCAGAUGAUAGAUGGCGUGAUCGUGAUGACCGUGAUCGUGAGCGGAGACCUUUUGGUGCUGGCUCAAGGCCCGGAACUUGGUCUUCUUCUAGGAGCCGCGGGGAACGCUAAAGACAAAAUUUUGAGGAUGCUGUACUAGAAUGCAGACUGCAAUUUUCCUGAGAGCCUUUUUGUUUCAGUGCCAUCAUCUUCCAUUAAAGCCAUAUACUUGAGUUGAAGAAAUCGGCAUUUCUUAUUUAUCAUUGCAUCUCUCUAGUUUUCUAAUGAUUGAAUUGUGUAUGUCUGAAGUUUCUUUUGAAUAGUUAUGUUUCGUAUGGACGAUUCCUCAUUUUAAAUUUUGCAAUGUUGUAUAAUCCAUGACUGGAUGCUGCAAUGUAGUGCUCUCAUUGAGAGUCCAUAUUUAAGCUUAACUCUUGCUCCAAA